AUUUUAUUUUGAAAGUCACUUUCUCCAUGAAGCAGUGAAAUGAAGUGAGCUUGUCUCAGCUUGUAUGGAGGAUCCCACAGAUGGAGCAGGUCUGCUGCUGACAGAGCCACUCUGCUGGAUUGCUGCACUGAUGGACUGAUGGAGGACUGCAGAUCUCUCCCAGGCUGAUUAUAAUGAUGUCAGACAACUUGGAACUGAGUGAUGAUGUUGGUGUUCUGCCCCAUCAUGAGGUGGAACCUGCCAGGGAGGAGGAUGGACACUGCCCCUUUCCCUUCAGGCUGCAGUUGAUUGACGACUUGUCCUAUGAAGAUGUGAAGAAGUGUUACAGAGGAUCAACUGUCAGCAAAUACAACUCUCAGUACCACAAACUGUUCCAGACUGUUCCUAAAGAAGAGAUCCUGAUGAAAGUGUACUCCUGUGCAUUGCUGAGAGACAUCCUGCUGCAGGGACGACUCUACAUAUCCAGGAACUGGCUGUGUUUCUAUGCAAACCUGUUUGGUAAAGACAUCAAGGUCUGUAUACCUGUGGUGUCAGUUCGGCUGGUGAAGAAGCAUAAGACAGCUGGCCUGGUGCCAAAUGGUCUGGCCAUCACCACAGACACAGGACAGAAGUAUGUGUUUGUGUCCCUGCUGUCCAGAGACAGUGUCUAUGAUGUUCUUAGGAGGAUCUGCACUCACCUCCAGGUGAAUGGAAAGAGUCUCAGUCUGAAACAGUUCCUGGAGGAGCCCAGCUCUCUAGCUAUGGAUGAGUAUCCAGAGUUGUUGAAGUGGGGAAGGAAACCAUCACUGCCUGCUGUCUCUUCUUCCCUCCCAGACUUGCUUGGAAACUCGUCCCCCAGCCUUGCCACAGACACGCCCUUCAGCACUCAAACACUGACCAACAGCAGUCUGGAAACGGAAAAGAGCAUGCUGACGGAACCAGUCCCUGAACUGGGACAGAUGGAGUACCAGCUACUGAAACUAUUCAUUUUACUUGUCUUCUUGCUGGUUCUGUCGUCCUGCUAUCUGGCCUUCAGAGUUUGUCGUCUGGAGCAACAACUCAGCUUCCUGAACAGCCAGUCAACACUGAGCUAGAGAUGUGAGGAGGCGCCUUCUGAUUGGCCAGUUGCAGGACAGAAACCUGAUGCUGAAAACAAUCAGGAGACGAAGAGAACAUCUGCACUGAUACGGGAUUCCCAUUGUAAUGAGAUGGUGAGAAGAGAUGCUCUCAGGAGAAGCCAUCAGUGGCUUUACUCCACUUUCCAUAGAAAAGUGUGAAUAGUCAGCACAAACAGUAUAUUAACCCUUGACUUUGGCAAUGUCAAAUGAAGGUCAGAGGUCUGAAGAAAAAUAGUGCUGUAAAUUUUCAGUUCGGGGUUACAUGUAGAAACAGGAGACAGAGCUUAAACUCACAGAUUGACAGAGCAGGUUGGAAUAACCUACCUUGAAACACAUGCACCCUAGGAGAGCUAGUGCUAUAUGAAGAUAUGCGGUCACAACAAAUAACGUUUUGAUUUAGUUGUUCUCUUUUCACUGUACUUUACAGGAGGAAGUCAACUGAUAAAUUUAAAAUAAUUAAUGGCAAUAUUUUUGAAAGCAUCUUUACUUUUGCUACUUAAAACUUUUGCACAUUACUGAAAGGGAGUUAUAUGUACACAAAUCUCUCCCGGAUAGAGAAAAACUUUCUGAGUCACAUAAACAUGCGCUAACACAAUUUGAAUGUAACAGUAUUUAGUCCAAUCUCGCGACAGUAGGUUCAGUAGCUGUUUUCAUAUGUUGUCGUAAAAUGUUCGAUGUGCGGAAGCAAUAGCUGAAUUUGUGUUUACCCUCAUUUUGUGUUGCCAGAAACCAUUAUGUCUGCGAGUAAUGCCGUAGAUGGUCGUAGACUCUGAUCGAUUUUACAAUUUCUUUCUUUCUUUGUCAGUUCUUUGCCAAAUUAAAUAUUUGGACUGCAA
Messenger RNA from Acanthochromis polyacanthus (spiny chromis), 1933 nucleotides. RefSeq names its product GRAM domain-containing protein 2A-like. Gene Ontology annotation, molecular function: phosphatidylinositol-4,5-bisphosphate binding. NCBI's taxonomy places the organism in Eukaryota, Metazoa, Chordata, Actinopteri, Pomacentridae. Gene Ontology annotation, biological process: regulation of store-operated calcium entry. The transcript has 12 exons. Gene Ontology annotation, cellular component: extrinsic component of cytoplasmic side of plasma membrane; organelle membrane contact site; endoplasmic reticulum membrane. The record is from RefSeq and is a predicted model, not a curated record. The coding region runs from base 174 to 1073 and encodes 299 amino acids.